This is a messenger RNA of Erpetoichthys calabaricus (reedfish), 5730 nucleotides long. It is a transcript of the gene pde10a, whose product is annotated as phosphodiesterase 10A. The coding region runs from base 627 to 3509 and encodes 960 amino acids. Lineage: Eukaryota; Metazoa; Chordata; Cladistia; Polypteriformes; Polypteridae. Gene Ontology annotation, molecular function: protein binding; 3',5'-cGMP-stimulated cyclic-nucleotide phosphodiesterase activity. The transcript is spliced from 22 exons. The record is from RefSeq and is a predicted model, not a curated record. Gene Ontology annotation, biological process: signal transduction; negative regulation of receptor guanylyl cyclase signaling pathway.
GGGUGGGGGGAUUGGCUGCAGCUCUCCGCGAUCACUCAGCACCUUCCUUCACUGCACACACCGGCUCUUGCUGACGUCACAGAUGCAUCAGGCUGCGCCCGCAACUGCUGCCGCAGACUUGUUUCAUGGUGCAGUAGAGGUGCCUAUGUACUCCUGACGUACCAAUUUAAGAGGAAACGAGCGAACUGCAAACGACAGCGAACACAAAAUCAUUUUCUACGUCUUAUUAUGUAGAUCUGGAUGCACUGAAAUUUCCUAGGGGACAGUUUUAAGCUUCGAUAGGCGUUCCCUGUUCAGAGAACGUCUGCUUCGCUAUGGAUUCAUCUUAAAAUUACAAAAUAAAAAAAUCAAAAGAGUUGAAAUAAAAAGAAAAAAAAAAACUAAUUAACCAGGAGCACAGGAGACUUGUUAGUCUGUAAUUAACCCUUACGAUGCGCUUUGAGCAAUGCCGCUCCCGAGAGUGACAAGACAACAGAAGUGUUUUGCUACCGCUAAUGCAAACUCAUGGGAAUUUGGCCAUCCCUCCCAUUUUCCUUCUUGCUUGAUUCCUUUUUGUAAUUCCUCUUGAUGCGCCGAAAACGUCCUGCCUCGAUGGUAUAAAAGAGAGAGAGAGAGGAAAAAGGAGGAUGUCCAGCCCCGAGAAAUUUGUCUCAUCACGCCCCCAAGCCCCCCUGGCUGCGGGAAAGCAACACAGAUGCAGGAACAGCAUCAACAUAUACAGCACUUUGUCAGUGGAAGGCGCCUGGGCAGGCAGCUCGCCUCUCCUAGCAGCAACACCCAGCGGUAACAGCCGCGGAAGAAGCUCCGUCAUCGCAAGAUCUAACGCUGCUUCUUGCUUCUCCCCGUCUCCCUCUCCCUUCAGCAACAAAGCCGGCGGAGUGCAAGUCGGGAGCGGCGAAACGGCAUUGGGCUGCAACCCCGCAAGCGCACGGCUCCUUUCGCCAGCACCGGCCCCCGCUCAUCCCAUUCAAGGAUUUGUGCUGCACGAGCCUUAUCGACUUUUCAACUCCUUUCAACCGUCGUCCUGGUCUAAUCAUUUCCUAAACAGUCGGAGUACCCUAAGCAGGAAUUCGCACAGGGGUUCAUUUUUUUCCCUGUAUUCUUCAACACCUUUCCAUUUCGAGUCAGACAUGGAAGAUGGACCUUCCACGAGCUGCUUCAGGAGGUUUACCGACUGCUUUCUGGGCACAAGUCUGACAGACGAAAAAGUAAAGGCCUACCUUUCCCUUCAUCCCCAGGUAUUAGAUGACUUUGUGUCUGAAAGUGUCAGUGCUGAAACAGUGGACAGAUGGCUUAAGAGAAAAAACAGCAUACAUGAAGAUGAUUCUGCCACAAAGGAAGUCAGCAGGUACCAGGACCCAAACAUACAAGGUGUUGUUUAUGAAUUAAACAGCUAUAUGGAGCAGAGGCUGGACACAGGAGGCGACAACAAACUACUCCUCUAUGAGUUGUGUAACAUCAUCAAAACAGCUACUAAAGCUGAUAGUUUUGCACUUUACUCUCUGGGAGACUGCAACAACAGUUUAUGCUUGUUUACACCCACGGGAGCAAAAGAAGGGCUGCCUAAGCUUAUUCCUUCUGGUCCAAUAGCAUAUGGCACUACAAUCGCAGCAUAUGUAGCCAAGACCAGGAAAACACUGCUGGUAGAAGACAUACUGGGGGAUGAAAGGUUUCCCAAAGGCACUGGGCUGGACUCAGGGACUCGUAUCCAGUCAGUUCUUUGUUUACCGAUCCUAACUGCUAUUGGAGAUCUUAUUGGGAUUUUAGAGUUGCAUCGGAACUGGGGAAAAGAUCCCUUCAAUCUCAAUAAUCAGGAGGUUGCAACUGCAAAUAUAGCAUGGGCCUCUGUAGCAAUACAUCAAGUCCAGGUCUGCCGGGGGCUUGCCAAGCAAACCGAACUAAAUGACUUCCUGCUUGAUGUCUCUAAAACCUACUUUGAUAACAUAGUUGCAAUAGAUUCUCUACUUGAACAUAUUAUGAUAUAUGCAAAAAACCUUGUGAAUGCAGAUCGCUGUGCACUGUUCCAGGUUGAUCAAAGCAACAAGGAAUUAUAUUCUGACUUGUUUGAUAUUGGAGAGGAAAACGAAGGAAAGCCAGUGUUUAGGAAGACGAAAGAAAUACGGUUUUCGAUAGAGAAAGGGAUUGCUGGACAAGUGGCACGAACAGGUGAAGUUCUGAACAUUCCUGAUGCCUAUGCAGACCCACGCUUUAACAGAGAGGUGGACCUCUAUACAGGCUACACCACCCGGAAUAUUUUGUGCAUGCCUAUUGUCAGCCGAGGAACAGUAAUAGGAGUGGUGCAGAUGGUAAACAAAUUAAAUGGAAGUGCCUUCACUAAAACAGAUGAAAACAACUUUAAAAUGUUUGCAGUCUUUUGUGCUUUGGCCUUACACUGUGCUAAUAUGUACCACAGAAUCCGUCACUCUGAAUGCAUUUAUCGGGUGACGAUGGAAAAGCUGUCCUAUCACAGCAUUUGUACGUCAGAGGAAUGGAAGAGUCUUACCAAAGUGACGCUUCCUACCCCGAUGUAUAAGGAAAUUGAACUGUUUCACUUUGAUUUAAGCCCGUUUGAGGACCUUUGGCCGGGUAUUUUUGUCUACAUGGUGCAUAAUUCCUGUGGUAAAAGCAGCUUUGAACUCGAGAAGCUCUGCCGAUUUACUAUGUCCGUGAGAAAAAACUACCGGCGUGUUCCCUACCAUAAUUGGAAGCAUGCAGUUACGGUGGCACAUUGCAUGUAUGCAAUUCUGCAGAGACACCAGGAUCUUUUUACUGAGCUGGAGAAGAAAGGUCUUCUGGUAGCAUGUCUGUGUCAUGAUUUGGACCACCGGGGCUACAGUAACAGUUACCUGCAGAAGUUUGAUCACCCUCUGGCUGCUCUGUACUCCACAUCCACAAUGGAGCAGCACCAUUUUUCUCAGACUGUCUCAAUACUACAGCUGGAAGGGCACAAUAUUUUCUCCAACCUGACAUCCAGCGAGUAUGAACAGGUGCUCGAGAUCAUUCGAAAGGCCAUUAUUGCCACUGAUUUGGCACUGUACUUUGGUAACAGGAAGCAGUUGGUAGAGCUGUCAACAUCAGGAGUAUUGGAUCUGAACAACCACUCACACAGAGACCGGGUGAUUGGCCUGAUGAUGACCGCCUGUGAUUUGUGUUCCGUCACAAAGUUGUGGCCUGUUACCAGACUGACGGCAAAUGACAUAUAUGCAGAAUUUUGGGCUGAGGGUGAUGAAAUGAAAAAGAUAGGCAUGCAGCCCAUCCCUAUGAUGGACCGGGACAAGAAGGAUGAAGUUCCCCAGGGACAGGUGGGAUUCUAUAAUGCAGUGGCCAUCCCCUGUUACACGACACUAUCAGAACUGUUUCCUGCAGCCAGUCCCCUAUUGCAAGCUUGCAGGGAUAACCUCAGUCAGUGGGAGAGAUUGGUUCGAGGGGAGGACACCUCUGUGUGGAUUCCAUCCCAGUCUGUCACUGCUGACUCUCCAGAGACCGUUCCUGUGAAAAUAGAUAAUUAAAACGGAAGAUGACAGCCAGAGUAUGACAAGUUCCAAAACGGGGGACUCCCUCAGUUCCUGCUUUAGUUCCAAAUAGCGAACGCAGCAGACAGAACACUGAUGAGCAAGGUGAAAUAACACUCCAAGUUACCUCAUUGGGUGAUGGAAGCCUUUGAACUGAAGGCAUCACCAGGAAGAGCAACUUUAGGAACUGUGAAGAAGUAAAACGGAACUCAUAAUCGGAUUCUGCCAUGUUCAGUUAUGGUAGUUUGAAGAGAGGUUUGGAUUUUCUUUUGUUUUUUGUUUUUUUUUACCUUUUUUUGUCUGGUCUGCAUUUGCUGAGGCCUUAAUUUCAAACUCUGACCAAGACAGGUACUUUUAUGUCUUGCUUCUUGCCGUCUAGGGGAUUUACUUAUGGUAUCUGGAGGAUACUUUUUUUCCACGCUGCUGUUGGCUGGACACUAGCAGUGCAAGCGAGACAGACAAUGAAGCCAGAAAGAUGACAAGAUGACGCACUUAAAACAGUGCCAAGGUUACUGUAUCUGUAAUCUAUGAAAGAGAGAUGGUAGAGGGAAAACUUUACUUGAAUAAAACACAGCCUAUUAUUGUUAGGGGGGUGAAUAAGUGUCUGGGAAUGAGGGAAUGAAAUCCGCACUGCAGAUGGACAGGACAGAACUGCUAGGCCUGUUGCAUCCUUACUUGCUGGGAAUGAGUACAACGCUGAGGGCUGCUUUACAUCAUUAAGGUGUGCUUUUUAUGUUUAUCAGCCAAACAAGUAGUCGGCAUAUAUCAGUACGAAGUAGUCAUGUUCACAGGAGCUGAAGCGGCUCCAUGGAAGUUCCCUAGUGUGAUCCAGCCAUUGUUUUUGGGUGCGGGAUUGCUAUCUCUCAGCCCGAUUAGCAUACCCUUGGGUUUAGUCCUGUACUUCCAAUGGUCGCUCCACAUAUUGUAUGGAGAGGCUUUGGAAAGAGGGCUCUGUGCUUCCCACAUCUGGGAGUUUGACUGCAGACGGUGGGAAAAGUGGACAGGAGGGAGCAGGUGCUUCCGCAGUGCUAUGCGCAAUAUUAGUCUCGGAGGUAAUAAACUUUUUAAAUACCACUUGAGUUAAAUUUGAAAAGAAAAUUUUCCAAAACCGAGCAAUGGAACAAUGCCCCUCACAUGUCAAGUGUCCUAAUGGAGUAGGUUGGCUGAGAAAUUGAAGGGCUAUAUUUUUGGUAUCUUCUCAUGAGGUGAACUAAAUUUUGGCAGGAAUUUUUUUUUUUUUUUUUUUCGGUACGGAUGCCAAACUUGGUGAAGUGGGUGGGGGUGGUUUAGAAUGCACUAUUCUGACAUUGAUGAAACUAUGCAUAAGCAAUUUAUUAUAAAAUAGAUUGCUUUUUAUGGCAUCUACUGAGAUUUGUCAUUACCUACUUUUGCACAUACCAAAACGAAUCACGCUGGAGUACAGGCUGAACUCGUUCAGGUUUUGUUUGCCUUUUUUGAAUGAUCUUUGCAUGCAAGCAGUUGCUCAACAGUUUCACUCCAUUUGCAGAUCACAAAGCUCAAGGCAAUCUGGGAUUUUAAGCUACUGAUAGCCGUAGAGGGUAAAGAUUACACAUUGUUUACAACUGGUUUUAUCCAAGCCCUGAAUAAUCUAAUGUAAUAUUUUCUUUUUUGGUAGUUAAUUAGAUACCUAAUCCAAUUCUAUUUUUGAUAAGUUAUUUAUGAAAUAUUAUGCUUUCAAAAGGCUAGUUUCAAACUCCCCGUAAUGAAUAAAUUAUCACCCUACAGUUGUAUUAUAAAGACCAAUUUCUUCAUUUCUAUUAGUCCUGUCAUAUCUAAAUACAUAUUUUUGCACUGGUAUUUUAAGAACUGUGUUGGAGUUUUAAUGCUGUUAAGCCUCAGUAGAAAAUUGGUAGAGCUGCUGGUACAACAUGGUCUAAAUACAUUGGGGUGCUGAACGCAGGUGAAGGUGGUGACCACAGAGUCUGCAGUGGUAAUAAACCAGAGCAGCAUCAUAAAUGGAGUCCUGGCUUUGGACCCCGGCUCGGUGUCCUGUGUGGGUGCCACUCGCGUGUUCGCCUCAGUUCAGUCACAUCCCAGUGCCGUGUCAUAGGUGGCCUAGCGACUUUAGCAAAAUGUCUUAGUGACCGUCUGCCAUCUCUGCCAAUGUGGAUUCCUGCCUUGUGCCCAGUGCAGCUCUCACAAGUCUGUAUUGAAAAUGAAUAUAAUGAAUGACGUUCAUCUAAAACACUCUUUUAUA